Messenger RNA from Alternaria metachromatica, 1329 nucleotides. RefSeq lists its product as uncharacterized. The coding region runs from base 1 to 1329 and encodes 442 amino acids. Gene Ontology annotation, molecular function: nucleotide binding. The transcript has a single exon. The record is from RefSeq and is a predicted model, not a curated record. NCBI's taxonomy places the organism in Eukaryota, Fungi, Ascomycota, Dothideomycetes, Pleosporales, Pleosporaceae.
AUGACUUCUCCACAGAUCAAACGCUAUGUCAUUGUGGGCAUGGGCGUUAGAUCUGCGUUCUACUACCAAAGCAUCAUCCAAGACUUCAAAUCGAGCGCUACAGUCGUUGGCAUAUGCGAUACCAAUGAGACGCGCAUGAAGGCUGCAAAUGAUCGCAUUGCCGAGAUCGGCGGCGAACGCGUCCCGAUGUACAAGGCAGAAGACUUCGACAAGAUGGUCAAAGAGCAAAAGGCCGACGUUGUAAUCGUCACUACCAUCGACAAGUUCCACCACGUAUACUGCAUCCGCGCUAUGGAGCUGGGCUGCGACGCGAUUACCGAGAAACCGAUGACUAUCGACGAAGAGAAGCUGCAAGCCAUGAUCGAUGCGGAGAAGAGGACAGGCAAGCAAGUUCGUGUUCUCUUCAACUAUCGAUACGCACCUCACCACACGAAGCUACGCGAGCUUGUCGAUUCCGGAGUCAUUGGUGAAAUCUCGACGGUACAUAUGGACUGGAUUCUGGAUUGCGCACAUGGAUCUGACUUUAUGCGACGAUGGCAUCGAAACAAAGACACCAGUGGUGGUAUCCAGAUGCACAAGUCCAUUCAUCACUUCGACCUGGUACAUUACUGGCUGAACACGGAACCCGAGAUGGUCUACUGCGUCGGUAGCUUACGCUUCUACGGUAGAGAGAACGCUGAGCGACGUGGAGAGAAGAAUCUAGGCGAACGCUAUCUCAACAACGAGGCUGCAAAAGACGAUCCGUUUGCCAUUCAUAUCGACCAGAACGCCCAAUUGAAGAAGUUGUACCUCGAGGCUGAGCACGAGGAUGGCUACAUCCGUGACCGCAACUGCUUCGCUGAUGGCAUCACUAUCGAAGACAAUCUCUCCAUGAUUAUCAAAUACAAGAAUAAAGCCGUCAUGACCUACAACACAUAUGCCUAUGCGCCAUGGGAGGGAUAUCGUUGCGUGUUCAAUGGUAGCAAAGGCCGCAUUGAGAUAAACGUCGUCGAAGGCGGGUACUCAGCGGGCGGUGAGACUGUCACCAACGAAGGGCUCGGUGAGCUCGAAGCAAAUUACAUCCAAGGUGGCGUGGAGAAGACGAAUAUUGUGGUGUAUCCCUUGUGGGGACAGCCUUAUGUCGUUGAUGUUGUCAAGAGCGAAGGCGGCCACGGAGGAGGCGAUCCCCUGCUUCUUCGAGAUGUGAUCGCUACGAGCGAUGGUGAAGACAGCUUCAAACGGGCUGCGUACAUCCGGGAUGGCGGUAAUGCUGUCCUUGUCGGUGUUGGUGCAAAUCGCUCCAUGGAGACCGGCAUGCCUGUCCAAGUGCAGGAUCUUGUCAAAUGGUAG